Ceraceosorus guamensis is the source of this 2581-nucleotide messenger RNA. Its product is annotated as TPR-like protein. Lineage: Eukaryota; Fungi; Basidiomycota; Exobasidiomycetes; Ceraceosorales; Ceraceosoraceae. The transcript is spliced from 11 exons. Gene Ontology annotation, molecular function: protein binding. Gene Ontology annotation, cellular component: anaphase-promoting complex. The record is from RefSeq and is a predicted model, not a curated record. The coding region runs from base 186 to 2498 and encodes 770 amino acids. Gene Ontology annotation, biological process: cell division.
GCCGCGUGACACGUGUGUGCAUGGCGCGCAGGACACCACGCGUCGGGGUGACGUGCGGCCGAUGUUCUCCACAAACGACCAACACCUGCAGCGUCACAACUGACGACGUAACGGCGCAACCACUCCAGGCUUGAGUCUUGAGAUACAGAGAGCGUAGCUCGUGCCGUACUUCAGUCAACGUCGUGAUGCUAAAGGCAGACCUCAGCGAUGGAUCAGGCUUCGAGCGAUCCGACGUGAGCGACAAAGAGGAGCAGAUGGGCAGUCACAUCUUUGGCUUGCGCUCCUCUUUUCCGGACAGCGGCCCUAGCCGGGCUCGAGCGAGUCUCAGGGCGGCAGUGAGAGAGCUGGAAGAUCGAUCUCUGCUUUCUGCUGCCUCUUGGGCUCAGGAACUUCUUGCACAUGUGCCUAGAUCGGAAGACUUGCACUUCGACGAGCCGCAAGAUGCCGGUGAUGCGCCAUCGACGACCGCAAGAGCUGGCACGACCCGUCGAGGGGCGCCAAGCUCCACCCCGGCCAGAUACACGCGCUCUGCCUUUCCUGUGCAUUCGACACCCGCUCUAGGAGGCAACAAUCUGGUCAGCUCGUCCACGCAUCUCCUGUCGCCCGGUCAGGCUAGUAACGUUGCGGCGUCACCUGCAAAAGGCGCAGAUGAGAGCGGACGAUUCGCAUCCUUUCGUCUGCCUCCCUCUCCAUUGGCCAGGCCUUACUCUCCAUCAGAUCAGGGCAGCGCUCAUGUCCACUUUGCCUCUUCCCAAGACACUUCGAGGUUAUCUAGCGUCGAUGCGGACUCGCUGCAGCGAUGGAGCAGCGCUGACGUAAUGGACGACUACGAUGCCGACAAUUACGCUUUUGCGAGAAGUCUGUUCGGAUCCCAUCAGCUAGAGAGGUGCGCCUGGGUCCUCGAGAGCAGAAAGGUGCCGGGCGACAAGGCGAAAUUUCUGCGGCUGUACGCCAGCUUCUUGCUCGCUGAGCGACAUCUGGACACUGAAGCAGCCAUCAUCCCAGUCGCUUCAAAUAAGGGCAUAAGCGCAGAAACAGCAGACAGCUUGCUAAACAUUCUGCGCGAGCUCAUCGAUCCCAGCGAUGCUUUUCUGCUGUACUUGAAAGGAAUUCUGCUUCAAAAGUUUGGAAAGCGCAUCGAAGCCCUGGACUGUUUCGUGCGCAGUGUGGCAGAGUUUCCAUACUGUUGGUCUUCAUGGUUGGAGAUCAGUUCCGCGCUCAAUCCUGAGAGCGGCGAACUUGGAGAAAUCGCGGAUCUCUUGCCAGAUUCCUUCAUGACUGCGUUCUUUGUGAGCCAUCACAGCCGCCACAUUGCCAGAAUUCAUCGCAGCACGAACGAUCCGCAACGCUGCGAAGCGCUACUGCGAUUAUUUCCCGGCAGUCCGUACGUCAUGAGCUGCAAAGCGCAUUCGCACUACGUGCUGGAAGAGUAUGCUGCAGCAGAGGUGCUGUGGAAACAGGCCCGGCAAAUUGAUCCCCACUGCAACGAAGGCCUGGGUGGCUACUCAAAUCUGCUUUUCGUGUUGAACAAGUACGAAGAGCUCGCUCACCUUACCAACUCACUGAUCGAGAGCGGACGCGACAGUGCAGAGAUAUGCUGUGCUCUCGCCAAUUAUCACACCUCUCGUGGCAACCAUCAUCGAUCUGUGCAGGCCCUGCAAAGAGCACUUCGGCUCGAUCCCUCUUGCGUCAACGCUUGGGUGCUGCUUGGUCACGCAUAUAUUGAGUUGCGGAAUGCUCAAGCUGCGACGGAAAUGUAUAGACGGGCGAUUGACAUUGCGCCACAUGACCAUCGAGCUUGGUACGGCCUUGGCUAUGCCUACGAGCUCAACGAGGCGCCACACUACUGUUUGCAUCAUUUCCAAAAAGCCUGCGCUUUAAACCCCUUUCUUCCAUCCCUCUGGAUCGCGCAAGCCAAUUGCUACGAAAAACUUGGCAGAUCCCAGCAUGCCAUAUCGUGCUACAAGCGAGCACUCAGCGUCGGCUCUGCGAGCAUGGCGACCAUUGACCAGAUCAGCCACAUCGAGUGCAUCAUUACGCUUUAUGAAGCGGCGGGCGAUAUUCUUGCUGCAGCAACGUGGCACAAACGCAUUGUGGAUUUGGUAGAAGGAGCCAGAGAGAGUGCGGACCCUUUACCUUUCGAGAGAUACGUCGCCAGCUAUGUUGUGGCGGCACGGUGGGAAAUGGGAGACAUUGCUUCGGAGAAUCAGAAACGCAAGGAGAGAGAAGCUCUGUUGAACCCAAAUGCGUUGCGACACAUCAAGAACUCUCAAAUCGCACGAGCGGGCGCGCAAAGAGACAAGGAUACCUCGGCUAUGGAUCUAGAUAGUCAAGAGUUUGCGCACCAAAUUCCAGACGCCGCGAUACCACAAAGGGAAGCGAAUCCGGCCCUUGCCAACGAGUACUUGACGAGGGUCAUCGCGGCCAAUACUGAGCACACCGCAGAAGCAGAGGAUCUGCUGAAGAGGUUGGCCUUUUUGCCCGGCCCUCCCGUCUAACCGAAUCAAUCCUCGGGCUGCUGUCCACUGGGAGCCUGUUGUAUAGCAGCAAUGCAUAGCAAUCGAUGUAUUUAGCGACGCUC